GUUCCUGCAUUGUGUCCAGCGACCGUACACAAAGAAUUCCUCAGAUGGAAAUGACCGACGAAAUAGUGACCCGAGCAGUCGGUGCAUCUUCUGUUUCGGAGCUCGACGACCCCGUGCUCGAGAAUCUCGUUGAGAUUAUAGACGCUUUCAACGAAACUUGGACGGAUUUGAUCGAGAGCUACAUCGACGCAACUGACGACGACGACGACAGCGAGGGCGCUUCUUCGUCGGCAAUCGACGAUUUUGCAGACGUAUUGACGGGAGCUGUUAGCGCUAUCCAACAACUGUACAUCAGUCAUCCCGACAAUGCACAGCUGAGACUCUUGAGCACGAUGAUGUCGAGAGGCAGACAGUUAUCCGAGAGCGGUCGUUUCUCUAGAAGAAAUCGUCAUCUGCCACGCCGAAAUACAAGCGCAGCGGAAAUCAGAAGCUCGAGAUCGAGUUGUGCGAUCGAGGAUGACGAUGAUAACUCGGAUUUUGAAACGAUUUCCUCGUCCAGAACGUACAGCGUCAACGACGUCGAUGAAAGUGAGCAAGGCACCGAUCACGAGUCUCGGAGCGAUGGGAAUUCGAGUUUCGAAAUGGAAUCCGAUCUCUAUUACUACAGCUAUUUAUCGAUGAGUGAUCUCGCUUCGGACGGUGCGUCUAUCCACAGUUGUGAUAGCAGUUCCGAUGACGAUGACUUUUCUGAUGAGGAGUUCAUGGAUGAAUCCGAAGAUUGGACAAUACCGACCCGUCUAGCCAAAACAUGUCAUGUCCUCCAGGAGAAAGUUGUUCGACAAAUGCUCAGGAAGGACUACGAGCCGCAGUGGUACGACGUAGUAGAUCUGGUGCUCGAGAGCGACGAGCAGAGUUCCAAGGGUCCAGCAGAGCCGGACUGCCUAGACGACUACAAAAUUAUUCAGGAUCCGGCAAGAGAUUUUAGUAAACUUAUAAACAAACAGCUUUUACGCAAUGAACGAGCCCAUAUAAUCUCGCUCGUUCAAACCGCCCCAGAAUCCACUCGGCUCGAGAUUACCGCUAACACGUUGUUCCUACCGAGGAAUCUCGAGCACUCAGACGAGGACCGACUGGAUAUGGGUUGAAGCGGUGGGCAACCUCCUUAUACUUGAAGGUAAAAAUUAAAAUUUAUUUCGACCCGAUGUUCGCGGCCUCGUCCGAACCCCAUGCAUGGACUCUAUCGAAUGCGAAUGUCACCCGACUCUCUGUAUAAAAUGUGUAGAAAUGAGACAACAGAUACGGGAAUCGAAAAUGCGAGAGAGUGGAAAUGGAUCUCAUCAUAAUAAACUUUGCAACCAC
Messenger RNA from Galendromus occidentalis (western predatory mite), 1299 nucleotides. Its product is annotated as clumping factor A. The record is from RefSeq and is a predicted model, not a curated record. Lineage: Eukaryota; Metazoa; Arthropoda; Arachnida; Mesostigmata; Phytoseiidae. Bases 45 to 1085 code for a protein of 346 amino acids. The transcript has 2 exons.